UCUUAACGCACAGACGCCUUUAGUCAAAGCGUCACUACUUUUGCUUUUGUUGCUUGCUUGGCACUCUGGUCCUCCCAGCUCAGCAAGCACACAGCUCAGCCUACAGCUCAGUCUAAGGACUGCAGGCAGGCAGCUGGCCACUAGAGGAUCUCUAACUUUCUCUGCGGAACUGAGGGCUGAAGUCAAAGACGCAAAAUGGUGGCCUCGUCUUUCACUGUCCUAAGAGCAAGCAGGUUGUGCCAGUGGGGUUGGAAGAGCUGGGCGCGGCUGUCAGGGCCUCCGACGCUCAGCACCGGUGGCCGGACCACUUGGGCGCGGACAAAUGCGACCCUGAGCCUGGAGCCCGCGGGCCGCAGCUGCUGGGACGAGCCGGUGCACAUCACCGUGCACGGCCUGGCCCCCGAGCAGCCCGUCACGCUGCGCGCCGCCCUGCGCGACGAGAAGGGCGCGCUCUUCCGAGCCCACGCGCGCUACCGCGCCGACGCCGCUGGAGAGCUGGACCUGGCGCGCGCGCCCGCGCUGGGCGGCAGCUUCGCGGGGCUCGAGCCCAUGGGGCUGCUCUGGGCCAUGGAGCCCGAAAGGCCUUUCUCUCGCCUGAUCAAGCGUGACGUGCAGACGCCCUUCGUGGUGGAGCUGGAGGUGCUGGACGGACACGAGCCCGACGGCGGACGGCAGCUGGCGCGGGCGGUGCACGAGCGUCACUUCAUGGCCCCCGGGGUGCGGCGCGUGCCCGUGCGCGAGGGCCGUGUGCGCGCCACGCUCUUCCUGCCACCAGGCACUGGACCCUUUCCUGGAAUCAUAGACCUUUUUGGACUUGGAGGUGGCCUUCUGGAGUAUCGGGCGAGUCUGCUGGCCGGGAAGGGUUUUGCCGUCAUGGCUUUGGCUUAUUACAACUACGACGACCUCCCCAAGAGCAUGGACAUUAUCCACAUAGAAUAUUUUGAGGAAGCUGUGACCUACCUGCUCAGUCACCCUCAGGUAAAAGGUUCAGGAGUUGGGGUGCUUGGCAUUUCCAAAGGGGGUGAACUUGGCCUUGCCAUGGCUUCCUUCCUGAAAAAUAUCACAGCCGCUGUCAUCAUCAAUGGCUCUAUAUCCAACGUCGGUGGAACCUUACAGUACAAAGAUGAGACCGUGCUCCCCGUGGGCAUGAACCCCAAACGAGUCAAGAGGACUGAAGAUGGCCUCAAAGACAUCGUGGAUGCUCUAAACAAUCCUCUGGAAGGAGCUGACCAGAAGAGCCUGAUUCCUGUGGAAAGGUCUGACACGACCUUCCUGUUCCUUGUAGGUCUGGAUGACCACAACUGGAAGAGCGAGUUCUAUGCCAGAGAGGCCUCCAAACGCCUGCAGGCCCAUGGGAAGGAGAAGCCCCAGAUCAUCUGCUACCCAGAGACAGGCCACUAUAUCGAGCCCCCUUACUUCCCCUUGUGUAAGGCUUCCCUGCACAACCUGGUGGGUGGUCCUGUCAUCUGGGGAGGGGAGUCCAGGGCUCAUGCCAUGGCCCAGGUGGAUGCUUGGCAGCAAAUCCAGACUUUUUUCCAUAAACAUUUGGAUGGGGACAAGAGGACAAUCACAGCAAAGCUGUGAUUUUUAUUUAAGUUGUAUUUUAUUUAGGAUCUCCGAUGCUGCUCUCUCUCCUGGGAAAGCCUCUGCUGUAUGUGUGUGUCUGUCUGUCUGUGUGUGUUUCUCUUUUACAUCAAU
Molecule: messenger RNA, 1698 nt
Organism: Grammomys surdaster
Lineage: Eukaryota; Metazoa; Chordata; Mammalia; Rodentia; Muridae
Product: acyl-coenzyme A thioesterase 3
Exons: 4
Coding region: 196-1584 (462 amino acids)
Biological process (GO): acyl-CoA metabolic process; fatty acid metabolic process
Molecular function (GO): fatty acyl-CoA hydrolase activity
Source: RefSeq, a predicted model, not a curated record